UGCAAUGUAAUAUUUUGCAACAUUGCAAAUGUAACUUUCAAAGAGAUUUCUGAAAUGUCUCAACUGAUAAAUGCGCGCGCAUAUCAUAUAUUAUUGCAAAAUCAAGCCGUACUGCGCUGCGAUCUACCGCGCGCGUGAUCGAUGCCUAUAACCUAUAACCUUGUAAACGUUGAACUGCGUUGAACAAAUAUAUUUUAUCUGCGUUUUGACGUGCGGCGGGAUUAAGUGUUAAGUGUGUGUGUGCAACCAUUCGAAAUAAGGCAAGACAAAGUCUUUUUGGAUACAAAAGAAUCACGCUUACUGGUACACGGUCAUAAAAAAAAGGUGGAUAUAGGAUUGGCGAAAGAAGAUCCUUCUUAGUGGUGAGACAUUGUUUCAAUGUUAUCUUUUAUUAUUAUUUCCUUUUGCACGAUUCUUAAAUACACAGAAAAAUAUAUUUUAAACAAUUAUUUUAUAGGCGAGGAGCAGUUUUGAGAGCAAAAGCAUAUGUUAUGCGUUUAUGAUUAUGUAUCUAAUCUAAUGUGUCUGUAUGAGUGUCCUGAAUUAAUUGAAGCUUGGGGUAAUGAAUUUGAAGCUUUGUAUACCAGAUAUGAAAAAAAAAACAGGUUCUCUCAUCUGUAUUGUACGUCUCGAAGACAAAUUAAAGCCAGAGAGUUGAUGAGGCUUUUCAUUAUUCAAAUACAAUUCAAAACAGGAGUGCCAUAUAUAGUUUUUAAAGAUCAUUGUAAUCGCACAUCAAACCAUCAGAAUCUGAGCACAAAGCUAUAAACGAACUCAACGUCCAAAUUUUUGAGACUUUAUUAUGGCGCUUUAGAAACAAGUUGCGAAAUAAUUACCGAGAAAGGUCCUUAUGAGUCAUAUAAAGGCAGUCCAGUUAGUAAAGGUGUAUGUAUCUAAGAUAAAUAUUUUUCAAUUAUCUAUUAAUUGUUAGGAAUUAUUUACAUCUGGAACAUGUAAAAUUCUUUUUGUACAUUUUCUAGUACGACAUGUGGAAUGUGAAACCAACAAAUUUAUGGAAUUUUGGAUAUUUUGAAGGUAAAAAUUGCUAAACACGGAGUGCGCAAUUCUUUGUCGGAUAGCUUCAGCUCAUUUUUCUUCAGUUUAUUUUCUCCUGAACUCUAUUGUGAGUACUACAAUGAUCACUUAAAAAAAUUAUCUAUAUU
Solenopsis invicta (red fire ant) is the source of this 1163-nucleotide messenger RNA. Its product is annotated as ribonucleoside-diphosphate reductase large subunit. Gene Ontology annotation, molecular function: ATP binding; ribonucleoside-diphosphate reductase activity, thioredoxin disulfide as acceptor. The transcript has 2 exons. NCBI's taxonomy places the organism in Eukaryota, Metazoa, Arthropoda, Insecta, Hymenoptera, Formicidae. The record is from RefSeq and is a predicted model, not a curated record. Gene Ontology annotation, biological process: deoxyribonucleotide biosynthetic process. Bases 487 to 768 code for a protein of 93 amino acids. Gene Ontology annotation, cellular component: ribonucleoside-diphosphate reductase complex.